Molecule: messenger RNA, 2001 nt
Organism: Drosophila sulfurigaster albostrigata
Lineage: Eukaryota; Metazoa; Arthropoda; Insecta; Diptera; Drosophilidae
Product: pyruvate dehydrogenase E1 component subunit alpha, mitochondrial
Exons: 2
Coding region: 286-1845 (519 amino acids)
Molecular function (GO): oxidoreductase activity, acting on the aldehyde or oxo group of donors, disulfide as acceptor
Source: RefSeq, a predicted model, not a curated record
ACAUUGGCAUCCAGCUCGAUAAGUCAUAUUUUUUUCGAGUAUUUUUCGGCAAACGUUUAUUCACUCAUUUCAUUUUUUAUAUAUUUAGAAUUUCUGUUUUAUUUGUCCUCAUGCGGUUUUAAUACUUACAAAAAGAGCAAAUUUAAGGUUAAAUUUAUUAUUCCUUUAAUACCAUACCGAGACAAUUUUAGUGGUCCCUUGCACACUGGACACUUUAGGGGACCGUAAAACAAUUGUGUAUCGUCAGCAUAGUUGAAUAUUUUGUGAACUAGCCACAGACACAAGAUGAUGCAACGGACGGCGCCCGGAUGUCAUUCGAUGAUGCGAUUACGAUUACGAUUACUGCGAAACCUGAUGCAUGAACAGUGCAUGGAACGCAAUGUGUGGCGAAUCCCAAGACGCUUCAAUUCCGAUUGCUCAACGUUAACGCUAGAGAAUACAUUCAAGUGCUACGAACUGGAGAAGGGCCCGCCCACAGAUGUUGAAUUGUCGCGCGAGGACGCGGUCAAAUUGUACCGUCAAAUGGUGGAGGUGCGUCGCCUCGAGGUCGUCUCGGGUAAUAUGUACAAGGCGAAGCAGAUCCGAGGCUUCUGUCAUCUGUACAUCGGCCAGGAGGCCGUCGCCGUGGGCAUGUGCGCCAGCCUGAGGAAGCAGGACAGUGUGAUCACCGCAUAUCGUGCCCAUGCCUGGACCUAUUUGAUGGGCGUGACGGCGCAUGGCAUGAUUGGGGAAUUGGUUGGAGUGCGCAGCGGAUGCAGUCGAGGCAAAGGCGGAUCGAUGCACACGUAUGCGGAUAACUUUUAUGGCGGCAAUGGGAUCGUUGGUGCCCAGGUGCCGUUGGGCGCUGGCGUUGCGUUGGCCCAUCGCUAUAAGGGCGAUGGGGGCGUCUGUGUGGCGUGUUAUGGCGAUGGGGCUGCCAAUCAGGGUCAGGUCUUUGAGGCGUACAACAUUGCCAAGCUGAAGUGCUUGCCGUGCAUAUUUGUGUGCGAGAACAAUCACUAUGGCAUGGGCACCCACAUCAGUCGCCAUGCGGCGCUCACCGAUUUCUAUAUGCGUGGACAGUAUGUUCCGGGACUGUGGGUCGAUGGCAAUCAGGUGCUGGCGGUGCGCAGUGCCACUCAAUUUGCCAUCGAGCAUGCACUGAAUAAUGGCCCCAUUGUUCUGGAGAUGAAUACGUAUCGCUAUGAGGGACAUUCCAUGUCCGAUCCGGGCUUGGCGUAUCGCACACGCAAGGAGGUGCAAGAGGUGCGCAAGCAGCGCGAUCCCAUCGAGAGCUUCCGCAAGCAGAUUCUCUCGCUGGGUCUCACCGACGAGGCCGAACUGAAGGCCAUCGAUGUGGCGGUGCGCAAGGAAAUGUCUGCCGUCUCCAAGAAGGUGGUGGCCGAUCGUGAGGUUGGCAUCGACGAACUCGCCGCCGACAUAUAUGCCAAGAACGUGGAGCCGAAGAUUCGCGGCGUUUCCGGUUACAAUCUGACACACAAGAAGAUUGCCGAGGUGUGCUUUGGCAAACCGAAGCCAACGCCGGCCAAUGAGAUGAAGAAUGUGCCCAUUGGUGAUGCAGCCUUGAUUGCCGCUCAGCUGGAGGCCAAGAAGAAGAACGACGAAAAGAAGGCUGCCGAGGCGAAGGCUAAAGCCAAAGAUGUCAAGCCCAAGAAGGACGAUGAUGACGACGAUGACGAUGAUCCACCAGCACCGCCAGCAGCAGCAGCAGCGCCACCGGCUGCAGUUCCACCAGCAGCUGCCCCACCAGCAGCUGCCCCACCUGCAGCUGCUCCACCAGCAGCAGCUCCGCCUGCAGCUGCUCCUCCAGCAGCUGCUCCACCAGCGGCAGCUAAGCCCAAGUAAGCUGAGAGCCAACAAUGCACCCACUUGACAAGAUUAACCAAUACAAUGCAUAUAUCAAAUUGCCCUACACUCAACUCUUCACAUAAGAAAUAUAUAUCCUAUCCGAAGGUAAUAAAGUCUUUCGUGUUUAAGUGAAAAAAUUAAAGUCAAUUACAA